GCCGCCUCUUAUUGGACGGAGAGGCGGAAGCGACACAAACACUCUGCUAACAACAACACUGACCAUUUGCACUGAGUUUGUGUCUUGUGGAGGAGUUUUUGGACCCUCAUGGCUUUGCCAGCCCAACUCAGAGCCAUCCAGCACCAUCUACGGACUGCUCAGGAGCAUGAGAAACGGGACCCGGUGGUGACUUAUUACUGUCGGCUCUACGCCAUGCAGACCGGCAUGAAGCUGGACAGCAAGACUCCGGAGUGCAGGAAGUUCCUGGUGAAGCUGAUGGACCAGCUGGAGUUGAUGAAGAAGGAGCUGAGCGAAAACGAUUCCAUCACUCAGGAGGUGGUCGGCAACGCUCACAUCGAAAACUACGCCUUAAAGCUGUUCCUGUACUCCGACAACGAGGACAGAGCGGGACGGUUCCACAAGAACAUGAUCAAGUCCUUCUACACCUCCAGCUUGCUGAUGGACGUUCUGUCUGUUUUUGGGGAACUUUCAGACGAGAACAUCCAGCACCGGAAGUACGCCCGCUGGAAGGCCACCUACAUCCACAACUGUCUGAAGAACGGCGAGACCCCGCAGUCCGGCCCCAUCGGCAUGGAUGAGGAUGAGGAAGCAGAGUUUGGAGCGGAAGGUUUCUCAGGACAGAGUUUCUCACAUGGAGGCUCCUUCAGGGCAGAUCAAAACCAGAAUCAAGAUCAAGGUCCAGCUCCAGGUAUCGGCUUCGCACAGGAUCCGGGAUCGGGUCCAACAGGCCCCCCUGCAUCGAACUACAACAACAUCCAGAUCCCACCAGGGGCCCACGCACCAGCCAACACUCCGGCAGAGCUGCCACCUCCUGCAGGAGAAGCUGGUAAACCAGUCGCUGCUGCCCGGUCGGUUCCUGCUGUUGACCCGUCACUGCUCAACGCCCAGCAGCAGGGUGGCGUUCAGCUCUCCCCUGAAGACUUCACCAAGGCGCAGAAGUACUGCAAGUACGCCGGCAGCGCUCUGCAGUACGAGGAUGUCGGCACAGCCAUCCAGAACCUCCAGAAAGCCCUGAAACUCCUCACCACCGGCAAAGAAUGAACUCUUUGUCUGUCUCCAGUCUGACUCCUCCUUCCUCCACUCCUUUUCUUCCAUCUCAACCCCCACCACUUUUCCUCCCCUCUAUCUGUCUCCAAUCUGGUCCAAAGUGAGCCGAUGGCCACUCUCGAGCGUCAGGCGAGGACGCGAUGGAAAUCAGACGGAACAAUGGUGGCCUGUGUCCACCGCCGCUGCAACUGACGGGACAACUGACCAACCGACUGCAGGACCUGUGGACUCAAAGCCUCGUUAGUGACUCCCUCCAGCUGGUAACGAGCUCAUCCUCCUCGCUGUGCUUCGUAUCGAUCUCAGCUGGUUCAAAAUAAAGAAGACCGAAAACAACAUCUGUAGGUCCAAAACUCCAACUUGAGUUUGUGUCAUUUUAUCAACUCAGGCUUUUUGUCACCAGAAGUGAUGUCAGUCAAUCUCCCCAGAAACAUAGGAAUGAACUCACUGAUGAUGGACUUUGUGUUUUAGAGCUUAGGUUUGAUCCAUGAAGCUCUUUUAUUUUUUAUAAACCUACAAAUAUCAGUUUGGAUGAAUAAAUCCUGUAAUUCCUGUCAAUAAAUCGUUCCACAGCUGGAUCAUUUGGUCCAAACUCAAAUUAUUCAAUAUCAGCAUAAACAAAACCCUUAUUUUGGCUGAAGUUACUUAUCUGAAUUUAAUCAAACGACUUUCAACGCUUCAUUGUGACUUAAAGUUAGUUUUAUAUUCCUGUUUAUUUUCACAGUAAUUCACAGUUUAACAGGUGAUGGGAUUUGAUUGUAAAAACUGAGGAUAAUCCUUUUACUGCUGGAAUACUUUACCUGGAAUGUUUGGCACAUUAAAUUAAUUUAAAGACAUUUUUCUCUUAGUGCUGUUCAUUUUAUGCUAGUUUCCUUUUCGGGAACCUUCACCCUGCUGACUAUUAGCAUCACUGUUUGCUUGAUUUCUCAGUAUGAAAGCCGAGACUCGGAGCUUAUGGUUGCAAACUGAUGCAGUGACAACAAAACAAAACUUUUUAAGCUCAGCUGUGCAGCCAAUGUUUCUCAGGUUUUAAGAAAUCUUUCCAGUCUUAUUUGAAUAUUCACUGCUGAACUGAAGCCUUUCAGCACCUGAUAAUGGCCUCGUUGUUGAAUGUUAGCUCACAGGUACUAAUAGUUUGUUUUUUGUUUGGUUUUUACACCUGUAUGUUGAUUUAACAUGCUACUGUAACAUUAGUCUUUACCUGCUAAUAAACAUCUUGGUAGAUCUUA
This is a messenger RNA of Poeciliopsis prolifica (blackstripe livebearer), 2294 nucleotides long. It is a transcript of the gene vta1, whose product is annotated as vesicle (multivesicular body) trafficking 1. The transcript has 8 exons. Gene Ontology annotation, biological process: late endosome to vacuole transport via multivesicular body sorting pathway. Bases 109 to 1062 code for a protein of 317 amino acids. Gene Ontology annotation, cellular component: multivesicular body. The record is from RefSeq and is a predicted model, not a curated record. Lineage: Eukaryota; Metazoa; Chordata; Actinopteri; Cyprinodontiformes; Poeciliidae.